Theobroma umbraticum is the source of this 3713-nucleotide messenger RNA. Its product is annotated as Tyrosyl-tRNA synthetase, class Ib, bacterial/mitochondrial. Gene Ontology annotation, biological process: tyrosyl-tRNA aminoacylation. The record is from RefSeq and is a predicted model, not a curated record. Gene Ontology annotation, cellular component: chloroplast stroma; cytosol; mitochondrion. NCBI's taxonomy places the organism in Eukaryota, Viridiplantae, Streptophyta, Magnoliopsida, Malvales, Malvaceae. Gene Ontology annotation, molecular function: RNA binding; tyrosine-tRNA ligase activity; ATP binding.
UCCUCUUCCAAACCCAGCCGGCUUAUCCUUCUGUUCCACAUCCCAUAUUUCUUCUCGCUGCUUUGAGGCUCAGAGGAAAGCCACAGCACUCAGGUCAGCCUUUCUCAGUUUUCUUCAUAGUUGUUGUUUCAUAUUCAAAGAAUGGCACUGUUUAUCGCUUAAAGCUUCAAACUUUUUUUCUUUUGUCACCUUGAAACAGAACACUGUUUAUGGCUUCAAGGAAUUUCCUUUGCUUCCACCAUGGGAAACUCAUCCUUCCCUUUACUACCACCAAGUUUAUUCCUUCUUCUAAAAGACCCUUAAAGAAUCUAAGCUUUUCUUCCAUAAGCUGCAGCCUAAACACUCCUCAGCCAACUAUUGAACCGAAAUCUCAACUGGGUAGUCCCCCAAACGUUAUUAAAAUUCUUGAAGAAAGAGGAUUGAUUGAAUCUGUAACCUAUGAAAAUCUCAGGUUGGCUUGUUCAGACCAAACUGCUGGUCCUCUCAAGGUUUACUGUGGUUUUGACCCAACUGCUGAGAGCUUACAUUUGGGAAACCUUUUGGGGCUCAUUGUACUUUCUUGGUUCCAAAGAUGUGGCCAUAAAGCAGUUGCCUUGAUUGGUGGUGCUACUGGUAGAAUUGGUGACCCUUCUGGAAAAAGCCAAGAAAGACCUGAACUUGAUUUGAUAUCAUUGGAAAAAAACAUUGUUGGGAUUAUGGAUACUAUAAAUAAGAUUCUGAGUAAAAAUGCAAAUUUGGGUUCUCAAGAAAACUCAAACUUUGUGAUUUUAAAUAAUUAUGAUUGGUGGAAAGAGGUUAGGUUGCUUGAUUUUCUUAAACAAGUUGGCCGAUAUGCGAGGGUUGGGAGUAUGAUGAGUAAGGAGAGUGUUAAGAAGAGGUUGGAAUCAGAACAAGGAAUGAGCUAUACUGAGUUUACUUAUCAAUUGUUGCAAGGUUAUGACUUUUUAUACCUUUUUAAGAAUGAAAAUGUUAGCGUACAAAUUGGUGGGAGUGAUCAGUGGGGUAAUAUUACUGCUGGGACUGAGUUGAUAAGGAAAAUUUUACAAGCUGAAGGAGCUUAUGGGUUGACAUUCCCUCUUUUGUUGAAGAGUGAUGGUACCAAGUUUGGGAAAUCGGAAGAUGGUGCAAUUUGGCUUUCACCGUCUAUGUUGUCUCCAUAUAAAUUUUACCAGUAUUUCUUCUCUGUUCCAGAUGCAGAUGUGGUGAGGUUUCUCAAAAUUCUUACUUUCCUGAGUAUGGAAGAGAUAAAUGAGUUGGAGAGUGCAAUGACUAGACCGGGCUAUGUGCCCAAUACAGCCCAGCAGAGGCUUGCUGAGGAAGUUACUCGUUUUGUUCAUGGUGCAGAUGGUUUGAAUGAGGCUCUUAAGGCAACUGAAGCAUUGAGGCCUGGAUCGGAGACAAAAUUGGAUUGGAAAACUAUUGAAGGGAUUGCUGAGGAUGUUCCUUCUUGCUCCUUGCCUUACAAUCAAGUGGUGAAUCUUUCCAUUGUUGAUCUUUCAGUUUGUUCUGGCUUGGUUGAGAGCAAAUCUGCUGCUCGUCGUCUAUUGAAGCAAGGAGGCCUCUACUUGAACAACAAUAGAGUGGACAAUGAAAGUAAAAGAAUAGAGGCUGAAGACAUCGUGGAUGGGAAAGUUCUUCUUUUAUCUGCAGGCAAGAAGAACAAGGUUGUUGUAAGAUUAUCUUGAUUGCUUGUAGCUGUAGCUUAUCAUUUAUUAGAAACUGUUUUGCAACAUUCUUGUAUGUUAAACAAAGUUUUGGAUUUCAUGGUAUAUGAAAAAAAGAAAGUUAAUAUUUUCUCAUAAGGAAAUUAAUUACGGCGGUUGCAAAAGUUUUUAUUCUUAGCUUUUAGGCAUGCUCCUAUUUGUAUAUUUUGUUUCUCUUCUUUGUCUUGUUUAAAAUUUGUAUACUUUGAAUUAUAUAGAUAAACAGGUGGCAUAAACAUCAAUAACAACAUUCAUGUUUUGAUUUUCUGAGGAAGGAACAUCUUUUGUGAAAUGCAUUGGUUGAUUGAUAGGGAUAUAUUUCUUUGACUUAAAAUGAGAAACCACAUGUCGAUAAAAUAAACUUUUCAUUUUUCAGCUUGUUAUAGCAAUUUAUAAUUCUAUUUGUGAUCUUAUGUGUCCUGGCAAUAGUUGAUCAGGAUCACAUUUGAACUCUCAAUGCAGAAUCCCUAUCCCUUUUUUUUAAAACAGAAAAUCUUAAAACGAAGUUGGUUUUGAAGAAUAAUUAGAUAGAAAACUACAUUAUUUGGAAAUCAAAAGUAUUGAGUCUGAUAGUAAUGUGAAUGAUUGUCAAAUCCUCUAUGUGUUUGUAUGCACAACUGAUUACCAUAUUUGCUUUCUACUUCAUAGUGAACGUUAAAUCAUGGCAGUAGCAUCUUUAACUUUGCAUCUUUUGAAUUUGCUAUCUGCCAUCACAAGUUAUUGAAAAUACUCUUGCUAUUAAAUGGUAAAAUAUGAUAUAACAUACAGAUGGCUAAACAUUAUGGUUUAAGCAUUCAUUUUGAACUAUGAAAUGCCACAUUCUUUUCAAGUGUAUACUUAGUGGAGGAAAGCUUACAACAGGGGAAGGGGGCGUCUGUCUUUGCCUUUUAAGUGUGAAAAAGAAUGUAAAGGUCUAAGAAUAAUUGAGCCUAAUACCUGAGCACAGGAAAAUGGUGAUAUCCUUCUGCAUGGAUCAAAUUCUGCUUAAGUUAAAAUUUAUGCUUUUGGCAGGUUGUUUGGAAUUGAAUUCUGAAAAAGUUAAGGAUCACUCAAAAACCUCAAUACUAUUUUAUGGGCAUGCUUAAAACUGUGAGCAAUGUCAUUCUCAUUUCAAAUUGGCUUUGGUGUGAGCAGAUUUUCGCAGGAGAUCUAUGUAUUUUCCUUUACCUGAUGUUAUGCAAUAUGUUAACCUGUUCUGAGCACUUUUGAAGGCAAUGGACUAGAGGUAAGCUAGUAAUUAUUAGAAAUAGUUUUGAACUAUCCUUUGGCUUGUGUUGGGAGACAAUGGUGCCUUACCAUUCGGUUUGUGAGAUAUCAAGCAAGCAAGAUUGCUCAAACUUUGAUAUUUUGGAGCAGUUGAAUAUCUCAGCUGGUGUAAGGCAAGUUCUGUAAGUUACUACUUGUUUUUAUUGUCAUCUACAUUUGAAAAGGAGGGUAUUAAAUGAGUAUUAUCAUAGUUCUACUGAUAAUUUAAGUGUUAUGAUCUACAGAAAAAAUGAAUGCAUUGACUUUCAGCACGCUGGGUUUUUUUUUGUUUUUAUUGUAAUUGCAAGAAGGGAGAUUCAAACACUGUUUGUUAGGCAGGGGAUCAUGUUCCAACUGAUGAACUAAAUGCUCGGGUGCACUUUCAGCUUGCAGAUUGAAUACAAAAUUUAUUAUUACAUCACUGGUUGUGAAAUAUACAAAAUUUCACGCUAGCAUUCUCAUUUUUUUGCAAAGUUGCCUCUGAAUAGUGGAGCUGUGCAUUGGUAGCAAAUUCCAUAGAUCUUAUAAGAUUGCAUCUUAUUUAAAGCAUGUUCAUUUCUCGCUCAUAAAAUGAUUUGUGGACUGAUCUAAUUAGAGCAGAGUUAUUGCAAAAUUUGAUUUGCUGUAAAUGGAAGUUACUCAGCUAGGUAUCCUAGAAAAUCUUCAUAUGAAGAUUCUUUUCUUUUUCUUCUCGACAGGGAAAGUUACCUAGUGGAAUUAAAGUGGAUCAGCCAAUUAUCGGAAAAAAGCCCAACAAAUCAAACA